Messenger RNA from Pocillopora verrucosa, 590 nucleotides. Lineage: Eukaryota; Metazoa; Cnidaria; Anthozoa; Scleractinia; Pocilloporidae. The record is from RefSeq and is a predicted model, not a curated record.
UGGAUGGUUGCAUGGAUUUUAACCUGGGUUGGGCAGACUACAAAAAAGGCUUCGGUGAUUUCCUUAAUGGAGAGUUUUGGCUCGGACUAGAGAAGAUCCAUCGCCUGACGCAAAACGAGACAGAAAACAGGCUUCGAGUAGAUCUGGGAGUAACUAAACGCAAAACUGUCUACGCUGAAUAUUUGUGGUUUGGAGUCGGAGACAAGAAAGACCAGUAUCGGCUGAAACUCGGAAACAAAUCAGAAUGUGCGACUGUCAAAGAUUCUCUUAGUGAUCAUAACGGCUCCCCGUUUGGUACACGGGACAAAGUUUACAAGCAUUGUACCCAUAAGAUUUUUGGAGGCUGGUGGUACAUCAACAAUACUGACUGUGCUGUUUCGUCAAAUCUCAAUGGUGCUCAUCAUUGUAAAAAGAGAAAAAGGAACAUGAACGAGACCUUGGGCGAGCGAAAGAUUCACUGGGGUAUGUUAUCUGACACUGACGCAAGUCACACCAGUCCACUAACAUCGGAAAUGAAAAUAAAACCUGUGGAUUUACUUUUUAAGUGUUAAAACACUUUAUUGAACACAUGUAAUCGUUCAAUUGGCGUC